AUGGAGGCUUCCUCUGGAAGAAGAACUUCCGUCACUGGCCUCGCUGAGGUGAUUCACACUCCUACUGGUGUGCUUGGGCUGCUGCAAAACAAAAGAUGCUUGGGAUUGGCUUUAUUUGCUUCUCUCGGAGGUGUCCUCUAUGGCUACAAUCAGGGUGUAUUCAGCCAGGUCCAAGUUAUGGCUGAUUUUGAGCAUCGCUUUGCAAGCACUCUUAACAAUGCUUCUACUAAAGCCCUUCUCACCGGAAUUCUGGAGUUGGGAGCGAUGAUCGGAGCUUUGAGCAGCAGUCCACUUGCGGACAAAUAUUCUAGGAAGCGUUCCAUCUCAGGCUGGUGCAUUGUCUUCAUGCUAGGUGUCGCCCUUCAGGUUGGAGCGACCUCCGAUGUCGCAUACAUUUACGCUGGUCGUUGGUUUGCUGGUAUGGGGGUUGGUGGACUUUCCGUCGUCGUGCCUAUGUUCAAUGCCGAACUUGCGCCUGCGUCCAUUAGAGGUACACUGGUUGGUCUACAGCAAGUAGCAAUUUGCUUCGGUAUCAUGAUAUCAUAUUGGAUUGGCUACGGCACCAAUUACAUCGGUGGAACUACCUGCCCAGAGCAAUCUAGUGCCGCUUGGAGAAUUCCGCUUGCACUCCAGCUGGUCCCAGCUAUCGUCCUCUGCAUCGGCUCAUGGUUCCUCCCGUUCUCAUCUCGAUGGCUCAUGCUAGUUAACAAAGAAGACGAGUGUCUUGCCGUUUUGGCUCGUCUUCGUGCACAAGACCCAAGCUUCUACGAGCGUGAGGCUUCCCGAUUGCGCUAUGGAACCGAGAAGAAGAAUUGGCGCACUGAAGUCUCAGAGUAUAAGCGGAUAUUCACAACAAAGGUGCUUCUACAUCGCGUCGGUCUCGGCGCUGGUGUUCAAGCGUUUGGCCAAUGGUCAGGAAUCAAUGCAAUCAUCUACUACGCACCAACUGUUUUUGCGGAAGUCGGCCUUUCUGGCGGAACUGUUGGAUUACUCGCUACUGGAGUAGUGGGUACCCUGAUGUUCGUUUUCACGAUCCCAGGGGCGCUUAUGGUAGACAAAGUCGGCCGAAAACCAAUGCUUUUCUGGAGUUUGGCUAAUAUGGGUAUCUCUCACGCUAUUAUUGCUGCCCUGAUUGCUACUUACGGUGAAAAUAUUGGAGCGCAUAAAAAUGCUGCCAACGCCGCUAUAUUCCUUAUUUACUGGUACAUAGUCAACUACGCACUACCCUAUGGACCUGUCGGGUGGAUCAUCACUGCCGAGUCGUCAUCGCUGGAUAUCCGCGCUAAGGGAGUUGCCAUUGGUUCCGCAGUGAAUUGGAUCAUGAACUUCGCUGUCGCAGAGGUCACGCCAGUCAUGAUCUCGAAUAUUGGCUACAAGACUUUCAUCGUCUUAAUGUGCUUCUGUGUGCUUGGCCUACUCUGGGUCUAUUUCAUCUUGCCAGAGUUGAAGGGCUUGACACUCGAGGAGAUUGAUGCCGUUUUCGCAGAUGAGGUCAGCGCAGAGGAUCACCUCCGCCGUGCGCGCAUUGCAGACGAGCUUGGGGUCAAUAAUAUGGCGAAUGCGGCUGCAGAUAUUGGUUUUGUGGAUGAGCGCAGAGAUAAACCAAUGACCGAAAUGCUGGAAAACUAG
Messenger RNA from Penicillium cataractarum, 1629 nucleotides. Its product is annotated as sugar porter family MFS transporter. Gene Ontology annotation, molecular function: carbohydrate:proton symporter activity. NCBI's taxonomy places the organism in Eukaryota, Fungi, Ascomycota, Eurotiomycetes, Eurotiales, Aspergillaceae. The record is from RefSeq and is a predicted model, not a curated record. The coding region runs from base 1 to 1629 and encodes 542 amino acids. Gene Ontology annotation, biological process: carbohydrate transport; transmembrane transport. Gene Ontology annotation, cellular component: membrane. The transcript has 9 exons.